Molecule: messenger RNA, 1584 nt
Organism: Micromonas pusilla CCMP1545
Lineage: Eukaryota; Viridiplantae; Chlorophyta; Mamiellophyceae; Mamiellales; Mamiellaceae
Exons: 3
Coding region: 97-1584 (495 amino acids)
Source: RefSeq, a predicted model, not a curated record
CGCUUUGAAUUAUGGAACGACCCUAAGAGCGCGUUGGAGGCGCGCGUCGCCGCCGCGCGCGCGGCGUCGAACCGAGGCGCGCUGCCGUCCGCGUCCAUGCGCGUCAAGGAGGACGCCGUCAAGGCCGCGCAGCUGCUGCACGAUCCGUCGAAGACGCACGAGCUGUACGCGAACGAGCGCGUGUACGUCCCGGUGAAAUCCACCGUCGUGUUGGACCCGCCUCCGAGGCGAACGGGAGACCGCGCGUUCGCGGAGGGCCACGGCAGCGAUCAGCCCGCGGGAAAGGUGGCGCGGCGGCGGCUGCGCGCGCGAUUGAAAGGCGGCGACGGCGCGUCUUUUUCCGCCGGAUUCGAAACCGGAUACGACCACGGCAAAGAUUCGAAGAGCCAAGCCGACGCGGUCGCGAGCACGGCGAGCACGGCGAACAAGAUCGGCAGAUCGCACGCGGACGCCGGCGGCGGUAAAGGCGACGCCGGCGGCGACGGCGCGUGCGUCACCGAGCGCGUGGAAGCGAUCGUCGUCGCCGCGUGCCGGUUUCAAAACUCAGAGUUGGCCGAUUACGCGCACCGAGGCGCGGUGACGGGGAGGAGCUCCAUCGCGUGCCUGGAUGAAAAAUUCCGCGGAAUCAACACGACGCGGUGGUCCAGCGAUUGCGUGUUGAUACACGCGCGGUGCGACGACGACGACGGCGACGGCGUGUACGGAGAAGACGGCGAGGGCGCGUUCGAGUCGGUGGAGACGCGUCGCGUCGCGCGCGCGAUCGUCGACGUGUGUUUGGACCUGCACCGCUUCUCGCUCGAGAGCGGCGGCGGCGGGCUCGCGGUCGGCGUCGGGAUCGGCUCGGGCUUCCUCGACCUCCGCGCCGGGAAACUCGCCGGCGUCGAGUCCGUCGCGAGAGACGCCGCGGCGCGUCUGUGCGACCUCGCGAACGACGACGGCGGCGGCGUGCGCGUCGACGCGGCGAUGUAUCCGCUCGUUCGUCGGUCGCACCUCGCGCGCGUGCCCGUGGGCGUGCGUCCGGGCGGCGGCGCGGACGCGAAGCGCGUCGCCGCGUUCGCGGGGUACGAGAUCAGCGGUCGCCGCGCGCGCGAGGACGACGACGAGUUCGGCGGCGGCGGCGUCGCGGAGGGCGAGGCCGCGGAGGGCGGGGUCGUGAGGGACAGGGAGAAGCCGACGUCUGGCGCGCCGGCGGCGGUGCCGGCGUUCCGAGGGCCGCUUCGAAGGCGCGAGGAGUAUCGCCCGGGGGUCGUCGCGGCGGAGGGCGUGAGCGCGCCGAGGAGCAUUGCUGAGAUGCGCGAGGUGCGCGCGGGGUUCUUGCGGCGGUUCGACGCGUGCGACAGCGGCGCGCGGCGGGUGAAGACGGUCGCGGCGCGCCGCGAGGCGUCGGCGUCGAAAAAAAUCCAAAUCGCGGCGGCGAACUCGAGGUCUACCUCGAGGGCGAACUCGAAGGCGACCGAGGGAGGCGACAGCGCUGCGAUGCGCGUGCUGACGGAGUUCCUCUCGACGCAGCGCCUUGGGACGGAGAGCGGCGACGGCGGCGCGUCGAAGGCGGUGUUCGAUCGAGUGAUAGCGUCCGCCUGCUAG